AUGUUUUACACUGUAUGAGGCGGGCCUUGGUGAUGAUGGACACGUCUGCCUUGCGCCCCGGCCAGAUUUUCGGUGUGUGUGUGUGGACUGUAGUGGAGAUUUUUGGAGGCUGAGAUAGAGGGGACGUACGUUAUUUUUUGGAGGAGAACAGAGUGAGAGGCCACGUUUGGAAAAGUUCCCCACACGCAUCGUUGGAAAUUACAACAGGUUGACGUGUCACCAUGACAACAGAAGCAGGCUCUGAGACAGAGGUGAAGGAGAAAGCAGAGGAGUCAGCCGCUCAGCCGGACCAGUCGGAAAAAGCCAAGGAAGAAACUGAGGAAACAGCGAACGCAGAGGGAGAGGGGAAGGAAAAAGAGAAGGAGAAGGAGAAAGACGGCAAAGAGGGGAAAGGAAUAUCUCGAUACCUGCCAACAUGGCUUAAGAAGCAGAAGUCUCUGAGCCAGACGUCUCCAACCAAGGAGGGCCCAGCCACAGAGGAAGCAGUUAACAAGGUGACACAGGACGAGGAGGAGGGGCCCGCCCCAGAAGUGAACGGUCACGCAGAGGAAGUGGAAGAGAAGGAGGCAGAGAAGUCUGAGCAAGGGACGGAAAAAGAAGCAGAAUCUCACUCCAACGCCAGUGCGGACACCGAGCCUGCCAAGGAAGAGAAGGUGGAAGAGAGUCCCAAGAAAAGUCCUGAAGAAGCCAAGGAGACAACAGAGGGAGAAGGAGCAGAAGAGCAGAAGAAGGAGCAGGAAGGAGAGGCGAAAGGUGUAGAAGAAGGGGAAGGAGAAGGACAAGCCUCCAUUUUCCAGUCUCCUCUUCGCUUAGUGAGGAAGACCAAGAUGAAGCUGGUGGUGUGUCAAGUAUCCCUCCUGGACGGGACUGACUUCACCUGCGAGGUGGAGAAACGUGCUAAAGGCCAGUACCUAUUCUUUAAGGUGUGUGAGCACCUUAACCUACUGGAGAAAGACUACUUUGGUCUGACAUACACGGACAACCAUGAACAGAAGUGUUGGUUGGACCCCACAAAGGAAAUCAAGAGACAGAUACGCAGCAACAACUGGCAGUUUGCAUUCAACGUCAAGUUCUACCCUCCUGACCCUUCACUGCUCACCGAAGACAUUACCAGGUACCUGUUGUGUCUGCAGCUCCGUGAAGACGUGGCGUCAGGUCGACUGCCUUGCUCGUUUGUCACUCACGCUCUGCUGGGGUCAUACACACUGCAGGCAGAAUUUGGUGACUAUGAACCCGACCAGCCUCGGCCUCUGGACUAUGUCAGUCAGCGGACCUUUGCGCCCAAUCAGAACAAAGAGAUGGAGGAGAAGAUUCUUGAGCUCCAUAAGUCUCACAGGGGGAUGACACCAGCUCAGGCCGACGCCCAGUUUCUAGAAAAUGCCAAGAAGCUGUCCAUGUACGGGGUGGACCUGCACCACGCUAAGGACUCUGAGGGUGUAGACAUCAUGCUUGGUGUGUGCGCCAACGGACUCUUGGUUUACAAAGACAGACUUCGGAUAAAUCGCUUUGCCUGGCCCAAAAUACUCAAGAUUUCUUACAAGAGGAACAACUUCUACAUCAAGAUCAGACCCGGAGAGACUGAGCAGUUUGAGAGCACGGUGGGAUUCAAGCUCCAGAAUCAUCGAUCUGCCAAAAGGCUGUGGAAAGUCUGUGUGGAGAAUCACAGUUUCUUCAGGUUAAACGCACCAGAACCUCCACCCAAGGCCCGCUUCUUGACUCUGGGAUCCAAGUUCCGUUACAGCGGGCGGACUCAGGCCCAGACCCGCGUGGCCAGCUCCCUCAUAGACCGACCUGCACCCAACUUUGAACGCACCUCAUCCAAACGUAUCAGCCGCAGUCUGGAUGGAGCACCAAUGAUCAGCAUAACCGAGGCUGGCAGGGACACAGCUGAGAACGGACGGGAGCUCCACUCUGACUCUAAGACUCCAACACUGAAGCUUAAGGAGGUGGAUUUAAGCCCUGGUGAUGCGGAGGCCACGCCCACCCAGUCGCCUGGAGACAGUGAGCUCGCCCCCUCUCAGGACCAUGAUAAGACCCAAGACGAGGUUCUGAAACACCAAGCUAGCAUUAGCCAGCUAAAACGCUCCUUUAUGGAGGCGCCACCUCCCUCUCCUCCUCAGCCCAACCAGUGGGAGAAACGUCUCACCUCCUCCCCCGCUACAACGAUACGUGUUCAGCAGCAGCAAGUGGUGAGUGAGCCCAAAACGGAAGCAGCCGCCGCUGAUAACGCGAUCUCUGAUACCAAAGAACCUGCAAAGACAACCGAAGUUGAAAUCGAAGAAACCGUUGUCGUCCAAGAGGUUUCCAAAGCACCAAAACCAGGACUUGUCACAGUUACUAUCAGCUCCCCCCCAGCGGAGCACACAAGAGAGCAGGAAGUGAAAGUCGUAGAGGAAGUAGAGGUAGCGGUGGAAGCAAAAGCGGUGAAGCAGGAGAGCGUUUCAUCUGAGAGCGAGAGCGAAGAAGAAGCGGAGUACCACCCGAAUGUCUCCGUAUCCUUCUCCAACACUCAAAUACCAGAGGAGAAGGAAGAGGAGGUAGAGCAAGAGAAGAAAGAGGAGAAGAAGACGUCAGAGCAGGACACGUCGGCUCCAGACGCUCCCGCCCUUCCAGUUGAAGUCAGCCAACCUGUAGAGUCAACAGUCAGAGAGGGAGAGGAGGACACAGGAGCUGAGAAGAAGAAUGCAGAGGAAGAGCAAGGAGGCGUGACAGAGGAAAGCACUGAUGAGCCGAUGCUGACACCUGAAGAAGCUCCGAACGGUCUCACCCUGCCUGAGGAGAGCAUCACCGUGGCGGCCGAGGCAGAGGAAGAGCCUAAAAUGAAUGGAGAGGCGUCUCUGGUUGAAGCAGAACCGCGGCCACAGGUUAUUUGUUGCUCUGAGCCACCUGUGGUAAAGACAGAAAUGGUGACUAUAUCAGACACGUUUGCAGCCCAGAAAACUGAGAUAGCUACAAAAGAAGUUCCCAUCGUACAUACGGAAACCAAGACCAUCACAUACGAAGCUGCACAGUUGGAUGGUAACGGCGAUGGCGAGCCUGGAGUGUUGAUGACCGCUCAGACAAUCACCUCUGAAUCUCUGUGUACCACCACAACCACACACAUUACCAAGACGUUAAAGGGCGGCCUAUCAGAGACGAGGAUCGAGAAACGCAUCGUCAUUACUGGCGACUGUGACAUCGACCACGACGAGGCACUGGCCCAGGCCAUUAAGGAGGCCAAAGAGCAACAUCCUGACAUGUCUGUUACCAGAGUGGUGGUUCAUAAAGAAACUGAGCUGGCUGAGGAGGAGGAUUGACAGAACUCAGAGCUGAAGGGGCCCAUCGAGACUGUUUUCUCUGUUGACGUUGAACGACCUCCAUCACCCGACGACAAAAUCGACCGUGACUGACUGAAGAGAAGAAGAAGAAGAAGGAGAAGAAGAAGAAGAGCUGAAAAAACGAGGAGGAGGCUGAAAGGGCAGAAGAGCAGAGAGAAGUUGCCACUCUCUUCCCUUCACACGUCCGUGGUGCAUCUAAAUCCCCUCUCUCCAAAAAACCAAGAAAAAUAAAAAUAAUAUGCUCGGUGUUUUCUGAGGGAGCAAAAAAGAACCACUUUGUUAGCUUAACAUUCGUAGCGUGUUUUUAUUUUUUAAUAGUGCUUUUUUUUUCUUUAACUGUUUGUUUUACAAAAAAAACGAGAGAAGCUAGUGCGUCCGUCUUGUAUCGCAAAUAUAAAAUCUCUAGGGAUGCACUGAUAACCAAUCCUGAUGACCUUCAAAAAACAAAGCAACUUCUGUUUUUUUUUUUUUUUUCAUACAUAGAGAAAGCUUUUAUCGUCACCAUUUUUUCAGAAAUAUGUUAUUAAUUUGACACUGAAGUUUUGUACUUGGAUUCUGUAUCAGCUAUGGACUAAGUGGUAUUGGCACAUUCCCUAAAAAAAAAAAAAAAGAAAGAAAGAAAAAAGUUAAAUUACAGCUCCCCCCUUCACUUCACAAUGGUGUAAAUGAAGAGAAACAUAAUAUAACAGUAGUUUCAGAGACACAAAAUCAGUCUUGCUCAUUAAAACACAGAAGAUGAAUGAUAUAAACCAGCCAUGUCACAUUAUCACAUUUUGUUACUAAUGAGAACAGGGAGCUGUAACUUAAAAUAUUAUAUCAUCCAGGUUUAUGAAUUUUUAUGAUUCUUUUUUUUUUUUUUUUGUCUCUGUAAGUAUAGUUAAUAUUCAUCCACAUUCCAUGUGUGUUUAACUAGCAACUGAGUGAGUUCAUGUUCAGUUCAAUUCACUUUUUACUCUAAGAAGAGGAGACGUUUUACGAUUUACAGUAGGCGGGAAAUGGACGUAUUCUUAAUUGGGCCAGUGGGUUUGACAUUAAUUAAGCUCGAGAAGCCAAAUGACACAGGUGGGAAUUAACUCUUUGUGAUAUAUUUGUAAGUUUUACUGUAUUUUAGUUUUUGGGGUUUUUUUACUACAUGGACAUGAAUUUGAACUGAAAAUGAACUGACUUUAAAGCUUCGGUAUACGACUUUCUGUACAGUUAAGAAAAUUGAAGGUUAUUAGAUGGGAGCAGCUUUUCAGUAGCUAAACGCUCUCCCUGGGCCCGCCCACUGUAUGACACUAGCCAUUCCCAUUGGGCCGCAGGGGAGCAAGGGAGCAGACUUCUGAUUGGGAGAGAGGACCAGUGAACUGAGGGAAAAUUGGGAGACGAGAGUUGGGAUGGAACACAAAUUUGAGCAUCGGUGCAUGUUGGCCUCACGUUAUUUUGCAUCCUGCAGUGGGUUAAAACUGUUUUCAUUAUUCGUAGGGUAUUCAAAAAGAGUUGUGCACCACAAGCAGCACAGGUACCAAAAUGGAGGACUUGAAACCAGAAUUCAGAAUAAUGAAGUUUCUGCCAGUUUGCUAACUCUGCAUCAGAGCCUGUUUGUCGUCAUAGUUCAGCACUUAAUUUCACUCCCAGCUUCUUUCCAUUACCAGACUAGAUAACACUGAGGAAACCUGCUAGAUAUAUAACAAGAUCUGGGAUUAAAUCCAGCAUGUCUUCACACUUUUUUUUUUUUUUUUUUAUCUUGCAAAAGAGUAUCUUGAGCGAGUCUAGAUAGAAGGCUACUGUGUUGAUUGGUUUGAAGAGUGUGUAGAUAACAGAUUAUCUCCACGCAGUCUAGAUAAGAAUCAUCUCUUGACGCGACGCUGGCCGUGUUGGAACUGUUUCACCGCGACCAAAUAUUCCUCGGCAUUAAAGUGAGUUUAUGUGUUUCUGUUAAAAUUGUAAACAACACUCUGAAUAAGACAGUCCACUACAAACAGACAGACAUGGAAACAGUUACAACAGGAACAAUGCAGCUUAAAGGGAAGUGUAUCUGAGGGUUCAAAGUGCUCUUGAAACCCCUAAAUGGCAUGAUGUUUUAUUCAUCUCUCUGUGUCCUCUUUCAUCCAAAUGUUGGCCCUAAUGCAUUUUGUUGGCACAGAAAAAAAAAAAACACAUUUCUUACCUGGAAAUUUAACUGAUUGUACGCAAAGAAGUGCCACAGAUGAAUAAAAUCAAAAACCUGUACCUGCCUAGGUUUGUCUGAACCCUCCAGUCUAACAGAACGAUUUGUGUGUUUUCUCUUUUUACAUCAAUAUUGACUCAUUCUCCACAUUAUGAAUUAUUAUAUCCCUUUUUAAUUUAACCUCCCAGUUUGAAGGCUUUCUUUCUAGAUGGAGCGGUAAUGACCCUCUUGGCUUUUCUAUUGAGAAACACUGGUCCGACUUCUACUAUGCAUUUAAACAACAUUCCAGAUGAGGGGGAAGCUUUAACCUCUAACCCUCUUACAAAGAGACAAAGCAGCAGAAAAGCAUUUAAACAAACAAACCGUGCAACACUAGGCAGCUUUGGAAGCUUUCGCUGUUCCAAAAAAAAACAAACAAAUCUUCUAAAAUAAAAAAAACGCAUCGGUUAUAUCACAGCAGCUGUGUUUGUAGAUUUUUCUCAUCAUUUGUCGUCUUUUCUGUGUGACGUACUUGUGGAAAAAGGUGGGAUUUAUCGUGCACCCUGUUGGAUGUUUUUAAUAUUGUCGCAGUGUUUUGGUUGGUUUUUUUUGACAUUGAAGGAACACCACUACAAAACUUUCUGCCACCAUUCCCUUUUUUUUUUUUUUUGUACUUUAAAACCCCCCACCUGUUCUUUCCAACGGGGUCUGGGCUCUGUUUUAACCAAUCACGGGAGCUUUGGGAGCUGCUGCCAGGUCUGGGCUUCUCCAAAAUCACUCGCCAUCAGUAACUUUUAUUAAGAUUUAAAAAAUACACACACACAUAAAAAAAAAUAUAUAUAUAUAUAUAUAUAUAUAUACGAACAGAGUUGAGUUGUUGAAAGCAACUGAUGAUGAUUCAACGCCAGCUUAUGUUAAAACUGUCAGGGAUCUCAACAUGGAAAGAUUAUAAGAUCUAAUUUAUCAAACACAUGGACAAAAUGUUCUUUACAGUUAUAUCUCAGGCUUUGUUCUACACAGUAUGGACCUAUUUGGAGAUAAUACCAGCACAGUUUUGUAUUUUAACUACUUAAAACUCACUUUCGGUGUAGAAAAAAAAAAAGAGAGGCAAUUUUGGGAAACCAGCCACAGCUGCCCCAUCGCUCCCUUUUAGCCAACCAAUGAUCACCGGUAGGGUUUUUCUAUCUAGCAGCUUAAAUGUCUUGUGUCUCCCUGCACACAGCCACUCCCCCAGCCCCCUGUGUAACACUGUUUAAAUAAAGGAUUGUUAUACUCUGA
Messenger RNA from Acanthopagrus latus (yellowfin seabream), 6723 nucleotides. It is a transcript of the gene epb41l2, whose product is annotated as erythrocyte membrane protein band 4.1 like 2. Lineage: Eukaryota; Metazoa; Chordata; Actinopteri; Spariformes; Sparidae. Bases 222 to 3296 code for a protein of 1024 amino acids. Gene Ontology annotation, molecular function: actin binding; structural molecule activity. Gene Ontology annotation, cellular component: cytoskeleton; plasma membrane. The transcript is spliced from 24 exons. The record is from RefSeq and is a predicted model, not a curated record. Gene Ontology annotation, biological process: cortical actin cytoskeleton organization.